Molecule: messenger RNA, 2264 nt
Organism: Effrenium voratum
Lineage: Eukaryota; Dinophyceae; Suessiales; Symbiodiniaceae
Source: the annotation of a GenBank genome assembly
GUUUGUCGCGGAUACUUCGCAAGCCAUUGCAAUGCUACGGGACAUCUUCGAGCUUGCAUGUUGCCAUGGCGGUCCUCAAAGACAUAAGAUCAAUGCGCGACGGCCGCAAGAUGGAGGUUGGAGAGAUUCUGCGGGAGGCUGGUGCAGAUGUUGUAAGGAAGUCUGAGGGCGCGUUGGUCAAGACCGACCUGAGGGGCGAGCUGCGGGUCCGCGCAGACUUGGAGGAGCAAAGCCGCGCCUUCCAGGCGCUGCAGCGGAACUACGCGAGCGUCACCGGCAUGGCCGCGGCAGACCGCCAGGAGCUGCUCUCGCUCCAACAUCGCUACCAAGAGCUGGACGAGAUUUGUGCCCAGCUCAAGAAGGAUAGCACACGGCUCCAGAGUCAGCUUGCAGAGCAGCAGAGUCAGAAUGUCGCUAGCACUGGGGAGAAGAGCCGCUGGGAGAAGCAGCUCAAAGACUUGGAGGCGAGCAAAGCACAGGCGCGAGAGGCCGCCCAAACUUCCGAGCUGCAUCUCAAGGAGCAGCAGCAGCUGCUGCGCUUGGAGCGGUCCAAGUGCGGAGCUUUGGCGCUGCAGCUGAGUACGGCCCAGAAGUCUUUGGAGGAGCUUGGCAAGGGUCUGGAGGUGCUGAAGCGAAGCCUCGCCUCGGAGAGCGCUGCAGCUGCUGUGCUGUCCAGGGACAAAGAGCGGCUCCUUGCUGAAGCAAAGGAAGAAGCUGAGCGGAGAACGGAGGCCCAGCAGAAAGCCGGGCAGCUUCAGCUUCUGCUGAUCCAGGCGGAGUCGCGGCAAGGCCGGAUGGAGCAGGAGGUGCAGCUCUUGAGGGACCAGCUGGGCCGGCAGGCGGAGGAGGCGUCCUCUGCGCGGCAAACUUCAUCCCAGGCGGAGCAAGGCCUCGCUGCCUGGAGGCAGAAGGCUGAAGCUUUGCAGUCCCAGCUCGCCGAGCAGCGAGCCAGGCACCUCCAGGAGGUCGAGGCGCUGCAAGGCGCGGUGUGCUCGGAGCGCUCCUUGGUGGAGGCCAUCCGCCAGGAGUUGGGGAACCGCGACACGGCCGCCGCGGAGAAGGAGGGGCGUCAGCAAGAGCUGGAGGAAGCACAGAGGCAGCUCCAGAAAGAACGGGCGUCGCUUCAAGAGCGGCAAUGCCUUGCUGAGCGCUUGAAGCAGCAGUUGGGGGCCGCGGAAGCUGCCCUGACUGCCGCGGGCACAACUGCCUCGGAGGAACUGAGCCAAGAGCGGGCGGAGGCGGCGCGCGCACUGCAGGCACAGAAGGAUCUCAUGGAGCGAGAGCAGAAAGAACAGGAGAGGCUCUUCGCAGCCCAGCAAGAGCUUCGUGAGAGGGAAAGAGAAGAGCUUGCCGGGCAGAUCAAGGGUUUGCUGCUAGACAAAGAUGCUGUGGCGAAAGAGAUUGCCAACCUGAGGGAAGGCAGAGAUCUGCUGGAAGCAGCCCUGGGAGAGGAGCGUGCCCGGUCCAGUGACAGCUUCAAAGAUGCGCAAACGGAGAUCGCGGGGCUGCAGAGCCGAUUGGCCUUGGCGACGCAGGAGCUGCAGCAGCUGCGGCAUCAACAAGCUGCUGAGGAGGAGGCCAGGCAAAGCAUGAGCAGUGCGGCAGAGGAGAGGAAAGCAGAGUUGUUGGACUUGCAGCGCAAGCUGAAGACGAGCACGGAGGAAAUUCAAGCACUUCAGAUUUCCGCAGCAGAUGCCAAGCAAGAAUGCGACCGCUUCGAGUUGGCUCUAGCUGCGAAAGAAGUGAGGGAGGCGGAGUUGCAUGCUAAGAUUCAGAAGCUGCAGGAGGAGUGGGAUGUUGAAAAAGAGGAAAAGAGGCUGCAACAGCAAGAGGCCCGACGUUUGGAUCGAGAGCGUCAGCAAGAGUCCAUCCGCUGCACCACGAGAGUUGCAGAACUGGAGGGGGAGUUGGACGGAGCCCGCGCUGAGCUGCAGAAAGCCAAGGCAAAUGUCGAGAGACUGGAGAUGCAGAUGACAGAGGCCCAAGUGCAUGAAGAUGAACGCCAGAAGGAAGCUGCACGCUGGGCCAGCAGGGCCACCGAACUCGAGGGCAGCAGCGGCAAAGUUUGUGCUCAGUUGAAGAAAGCCGAAGCCACGGUCGAAAUGCUGGAAAGCCAGUUGCAGGAGGCACAUGCUGAAAUUGGGCAGCUUCAAAUGGAACUGGCAAUCAAACGGCGAACCUGAGUUUGAGGUCCAAUGGAUUUGCAAACGCAAAUCACCUGACCUGCGCAUGCUGAUUGUCGAAUUCCGGCAUUGUUUGAGAUU